AUAGCAAAACAUCCAUUUACCAGGAUACACUUUUUCUUUGGCUGUAUGCUAGUAAAUACACAUCAUUUACUUUGACUUAUAUUACUUAAAAUAUCUGUUUUUUCUCAACUUAGUAGGCCACUAAGACCACAUCACUUGUUCAAGGAUGUUAAAAAAAAAUAUGCACAGAUUUAUUUAUAGUACUUUGCCAUCUAAUGUGUGUCGGGCACAUCGUUUUUAAUAGUGUAGCAUUGUAGCAGUGUGGCUACUUAGAACUUUAUACUUUAAGUGAAGUGUGUCGUUGUCCCAGAGUGUUGUAGUUUGAAAAGACAAAGCGGCUAGUGUUUUGGUGCAGACACGGGUGUGUGGAUUGGGAGUUCAUUCAGGGAAAUUCAAUCGUUCUUGGAGUAAAAUGAGAAGGUUCAUAUUCUGUUUCGUGUUUGGAUUAUACCUGGACUUUGGCUGUUUACAAGAACAAGACAAAGUCUGCGAUGUUGGAGAUUUCUGCGAGUAUAAGUGUCAGUGCAAAAGACAAUGUCAAGAUAAUCUCAAGUGUGCAGACAACGAUAAAUGUAAACGUGGAUGGUUUGGUUACAGAUGUCAAUAUCAAGAUUUGGCUGUGUUUAAUGCAACACUUACUACCGAACCACCAAGUCGAAAUGUUAGCUGGUUGACCGAUCAAAACGACAACACGUGUAAUACAGAAACAGACUUGAAGUCCAUAACAGUGACUUGGCGAGACAAAAGAGCCAUUCCU
Biomphalaria glabrata is the source of this 736-nucleotide messenger RNA. RefSeq lists its product as uncharacterized. The annotation marks the transcript as partial. The record is from RefSeq and is a predicted model, not a curated record. The transcript has 3 exons. NCBI's taxonomy places the organism in Eukaryota, Metazoa, Mollusca, Gastropoda, Planorbidae.